AAGAAAGAAGCUUGAAUUUUUGAUAGAGUAUCACACACUUCAACACGGCACCAAUCAUCUCUUCAACUCUUCAACCACUCACUAUUAGUCUUCUCUUUUCUUCCUCCCUUUUCUGAAUUGCAAAAUCUGAUGAAGAUGAGAUGACAGAAUUCACAAACCUAAGUUCUGAUCUCGUAGAGCUGAUCCUGUCUCUGCUCCCAAUCCCCACCCUCAUCAGAGUCUCAACAGUGUGCAAGCUAUGGCACUCCAUCAUCUCUUCCCCUUCCUUCUCCACACUCUCCAAUCACUCCAACAAGCCGUGGUUCUUCCUCCGUGGCAUCCAUAACAUCUCCUCCAAGAACAACCAGACCUUUGCCUUUGACCCUUCCUCCAACAACUGGUUCCUCCUCCCCACCCCCCAACACCACCACCGACACCAACCCAACACCUCCUUUAUUGGCACUAACUCCUUCUUCUUCAUCACUGCCCCCAACUUCCUCUACACCCCUAUCCUCCACCCCUCCUGGCACCUCACCCCUCCCCUCCACUUCCCCAGGAUCAAUCCCCUAUUGGGUGUCUUCCAUGAUGCUAAAGGUAGCAGCUUUAGUCACCCCAAGUUCAUUGUUGUUGGUGGGGUCAAGUUCAUUGGGAACCUUGUUGACAUAGAGGACCGUUUGGAUGUGGAGAUUUAUGACCCUCUUCUGGGGAAUUGGGACCUUGGGCCUCCUCUCCCUCCUGAUUUCAGAUCAGGAAACUCCUCCUCUUCCCUUUCGUCUGCCCUCUUCAAAGGGAAAUUUUAUGUCUUUGGGAUAUACUCUUGCUUUGUUUCGUCUUUUGACUUGCAUCAUAGGGUUUGGAGCGAGGUUCACACCCUUAGGCCUCAUGGGGCUGUGUUCUCCUUCUUGGUUGCAUGUAAGGAGAUGCUUGUGCUUGCUGGGGUGUGCAAUUUUCCCCACGGGUUUUCUUCCUUUGUGCUGUGGAAGGUUGAUGAGAGGACCAUGAGGUUCAGCCAGAUUGAUGUGAUGCCACAUGAUUUGCUCUGUAGCUUGUUUGAUGGUGACGAGGAUGAUAAAUUUGCAAGCUUGAAGUGUGUUGGGUUGGGAGAUCUUAUAUAUGUUUACAAUGAGGAUUACCAUAGGAUGUACCCUGCUUGUGUGUGUGAGAUUAACGGGGAGAGUGGGAGGUGUGUGUGGAGGAAAGUGCCCCCGUUGCCAUCACUGAUGAACAGGUUUCACAAAGUUAUUAGCUUUUGUUCGACAGUUUCACUGCAUAGUAUUCUGCGUGAACUUCAAGGCCCUGGUCUUCAAUUCUAGGGUGAGGGGGUAGAGCUUGAACAAGCUGUGGUGAGCUGAAUACUCUCUUGAGGAGAGACAUUUGAAAAUCUGGGUGAAUCCUGCUAUCCUCUGGUUAAUUCAUCAUAUAGGCUUUUUGAUCAGCAAUGGGAUAUUUUAUAACUAUAAUAGAGUACUUGGGGUACUCCAAUCCAUUUACAAGAUAUGUACAGCACUGUAGAUACAAUAAUAAUUCAAGAAUGCCUUUCUAGUACAUUGUAAGAUUUCAUUCUUAUUCUAUAACAGAGAAUCUACUUUUCCAUGUAUACAUUGGAAUUGACCCAUAUAUUAGCUUUCUACAUUUUAUCUAACAUAUACUACAUUUCAGUUGUGGCUGCAAUAUUAAUCUUAUUAUACUCUUCAUUAUGUGAACAUAUGUGAUGGAGAUUUUCUUUCAAGCAUAUUCCUUCAUAUCUUUAACCAAGUGUGCAUAUAAGUUAGAAGUGUAGCAGCACCACUUCCAAGCUAAGAGGUCAACUACCACUUUGAAGUCAUGUUCCUCUUAGCUCACCACCUCUUUAAAUGAGGUGCCUAAAGGACAUUGCCAUCAUUUCCUGAAUCACAAGUCAAAGCCACUAACAUAAGCUACCUGACCAAUUCUAUCCAAAAUCUGAAAAUGACCUUAAAAACGAGGACAAAGGUUGUUGUUAGGCCUUUUAUGUUAAUAAGUAAAUCAAGUAAAUCAUAAUCAAGGAAAUCCAUUAUUAAUCAUUCCUUUUAUUGUGCAUAUUUACAGUUAAUUUGGUAAUCAGCCUAUCAAUUAGGAAUAAGAAAUAAUUUGUAAUCACUAGCUGUAAAGCUAGCUUUAUAUAUAGAAGAAAGGAAAAUCAAACAAGGCAUCAAAAGCAAACUUUGUUCACAUGGUGUCUCGAGUCUCCUCUCUUAAGAACCUUAGCUACUGUUGCCAAAAUGACAGUGUAAGAACAAUCCUCUCUAUUUGCAGCCUCCCAAGGCUGGUUACAUGAUAAAAUGGAUGUGAAGAAUGCCUUUCCAGGCCAAAGAUAUUUUAAUGACUCCUCCACGAGGGUUGUUUUCUUAUUCUGGUGUUUGGAAAAUGGAGCUUUCAUUUUUCUGGUUUCCUCCACAAUUUUCAUUUUUCCUUCCAUUUUCAUGGUGAUCUUUAAAGUCCCUUGCCUCAUUGCAUCCAUUCUUGAUACCCUCUGCUCUAAGAUAGAAUCUCUGAUACCAGUUGAUACAGCUGGUACGAAGAAUUAAAAGAAAUAACACCACAAUAUGCAGAAGUAGAGGUAAAGAGAAAGAAUAGAGAGAAAAAAGGUAAAUUGUGAAUUUGUGUUGAGUACUGAGAGUUUGAGAGUCUCACUCCCAGAAUAAGUUCCCAAAACCUGCAACUGCAGCAAUAACAUUGUUAUUUAUACACUAUAACUGACUAACUUGUGGGUCGGUUGGAUUUUUUUUGUUCUUCAUAUCUGUGUGAUUGGUGCAUCUGGGUUGUCUAUAUCUUCUACAUUGAUGCAUCUGGGUUGUCUAUAUCUUCUACAUUGAUGCAUCUGGGUUGUACUAUAGUGCUUGGUUUUUUAAGACAAGUACUCCGUUUUGAAAGUUUAUGAUCUUGGUUUCUCCAUUUCUCAUUACCUGUAUCUUAGUUUAUACUCUGUAUAUUGAACUGUUGAAUUUAGAUUAAGUUUACAGAUUUCAACUAGUUCAAACUUUAUUUCAAUUGAAGUUCUCUUAUUGGUUGCUGGUAUCAGAAACUUAUUCUUUGUCUACGAGUUAAUCACCAUCAUUGAGCUUUUCCAUUUCCUUCCAUUUUCUUCUUCUUCAAUAAUCUACUUCCAAUUGUUCAACAUUUAACAAU
Messenger RNA from Vigna angularis (adzuki bean), 3126 nucleotides. RefSeq names its product F-box/kelch-repeat protein At3g24760. Gene Ontology annotation, biological process: SCF-dependent proteasomal ubiquitin-dependent protein catabolic process. Gene Ontology annotation, molecular function: protein binding; ubiquitin-protein transferase activity. The record is from RefSeq and is a predicted model, not a curated record. The coding region runs from base 141 to 1292 and encodes 383 amino acids. The transcript has 2 exons. Lineage: Eukaryota; Viridiplantae; Streptophyta; Magnoliopsida; Fabales; Fabaceae.